GCCUCUUUUCUUUCCCGUCUUUGCCGUUUCGCCGUUCUUGCAAGAACCCAUGGUUCAAGAUUCAUGGAGGAAUAUGAAGUUCUAGCCUUCCCAUAAUUCGGUUGGACUUGGUGAUAUGUUCUUGAUGUGGGGUUAAGAUUUGAAGUAUUUGUACCUGUCAAGUUCUUGAAGAGUGUUUCAAGAUUUUCCCUUUGAGUAGGUUGUUAGAUUCAUGGCUGGGAGCUGGGAUGGAAGUUACGACCAGGGUGGUCAGUCGGAUGACAGCUACCACUUUGAGAGACUACAUAUAGAACCUAUUUAUGAUGCAUUUAUCUGCCCGUUAACGAAGCAAGUGAUGAGAGAUCCUGUGACCUUGGAAAACGGGCAAACAUUUGAGAGAGAAGCAAUUGAGAAAUGGUUCAGGGAGUGCCAGGAAAAUGGAAGAAGGCUGGUCUGCCCAUUAACGUUGAGAGAAUUAAGAAGUACAGAACUAAAUCCAAGUAUUGCUUUACGGAACACGAUUGAAGAAUGGAAUGCCAGGAACGAGGCAGCUCAGCUCGACAUGGCUCGUCGAUCCUUAACCUUGGUCAGUCCAGAAAAUGAUACCGUACAGGCUUUGAAGUUUGUCCAGCACCUUUGCCUAAAAAACCAGUCGAAUAAGCAUAUGAUUCGCAAUGCAGAGCUGAUACCCUUGAUUGUUGAUGUGCUGAAGAGUAGUAGUCGGCAAGUACGGAGCAAGGCUUUAGAAACUCUUCGAUUUGUGGUAGAGGACGACUCUGAUAAUAAGGAAAUAAUAGCCGAAGGAGACACUGUGCGCACUAUAGUCAAAUUCUUACAUCACGAGCAGUCGAAAGAGAGAGAAGAAGCUGUUUCUUUGCUGUAUGAGCUCUCUAAGUCGGAAAAGCUAUCAGAAAAGAUUGGUUCGGUCAGUGGAGCAGUUCUCAUUUUAGUAGGAAUGGCUAGCAGCAACUCAGAAAAUCUUUCAACUGUUGAAAAGGCUGAGCGAACCCUGGAAAAUCUGGCACAAUCUGAGAACAACGUAAGACAAAUGGCUGAAUGCGGCAGAUUACGGCCUCUUCUGACGCUACUGCUUGAAGGAUCUCCAGACACUAAAUUGUCCAUGGCAUCAUUCCUCGGUGAACUAGUACUGAACAAUGACGUGAAAGUCUUUGUGGCAACGACAGUUGGUUUUUCACUGAUCAAUCUCAUGAAGAGUAAUAAUAUGCCGUCCAGAGAGGCAGCUCUAAAAGCUUUGAAUCAAAUCUCAUCAGAUGAGGCAAGCGCUAAAGUCUUGAUAGAGGCAGGUAUCCUCCCGCCCCUUGUCAAGGAUCUGUUCACUGUUGGAUCCAAACAGCUGCCUAUGCGGCUGAAAGAAUUGUCAGCAACGAUUCUUGCCAAUGUUGUGAAUUCAGGUCAAGAUUUUGAUUCAAUUCCGGUUGGACCAGAUCACCAAACUCUGGUCUCGGAGGAAGUAAUUCAUAACCUUCUACAUCUUAUUAGCAACACUGGCCCUGCAAUAGAGUGCAAGCUACUCCAAGUUCUUGUUGGGCUCACCAGUUCUCCUACCACUGUAUCCAGUGUUGUUUCUGCUAUUAAAAGUUCUGGUGCUACUAUUAGUUUGGUUCAGUUUAUCGAGGCACCUCAAAGAGAUCUGAGGCUGGCUUCGAUAAAACUUCUCCAGAACCUCUCGCCACUCAUGGGUCGCGAACUGGCUAGUUGCUUGCGUGGCCCGUCUGGUCAGCUUGGCAGCCUAAUUAGAGUAAUAUCGGAAAAUGUUGGGAUAACUGAGGAGCAAGCGGCAGCUGUUGGGCUACUAGCCGAUCUCCCCGAAAGAGAUGCCGGUCUCACUAGACAGAUGCUCGAUGAAGGGGCUUUCCAGCUUUUCAUCUCUAGAAUAAUUAGAAUCCGCCAAGGGGAGACGAGAGGCAGCCGUUUUAUGACUCCUUAUUUAGAAGGGCUUGUGAAGGUUCUAUCAAGAAUUACAUUUGCCUUGUCCGAGGAGUCGGGUGCUGUUCGUGCACUUUGUCGUGAGCACAAUCUUGCGUCUCUUUUCAUAGACCUGCUACAAGUUAAUGGACUUGAUAAUGUACAGAUGGUAUCGGCCGUGGCAUUAGAGAACCUAUCGCAAGAAUCGAAAAAUUUGACCAGAUUGCCAGAGUUUCCAGCUCCUGGAUUUUGUGCCUCGAUAUUUCCAUGUUUAAGCAAGCCUCCCAUCAUCACUGGAUUAUGUAAAGUUCAUCGUGGGACGUGUUCAUUGAAGGAUACAUUCUGUCUCUUGGAAGGACAAGCAGUCGACAAGUUGGUGGCCCUUUUGGACCACACCAAUGAAAGGGUGGUUGAAGCAUCCCUUGCAGCUCUAUCAACUUUGUUAGACGAUGGGGUUGUUAUAGAGGAAGGAGUUCAGGUUUUACUAGAGGCAGAAGGAGUCAAGCCUAUACUUGAAGUGCUACUUGAGAAACGAACGGACAGCCUGAGAAGGCGUGCGGUUUGGGCAGUUGAAAGAUUAUUGAGAACUGAAGAGAUAGCCUAUGAAGUUUCAGGUGAUCCCAAUAUCAGCACAGCACUUGUAGAUGCUUUCCAACAUGGAGAUUACCGAACACGACAGAUUGCUGAACGUGCCUUGAAACAUGUCGACAAAAUACCAAAUUUCUCCGGUAUCUUUCCAAACGUGGGAUAAUCAUGAUGAGAUGGUUUACUAGACUGUUAGGGACUUGUAUUUUUUUCUUCCUCCCACUGUUUUCGUGCUUUAUAUUCAAUUAGAAGUAAAAUAGUUUGUGAAGUAAGUGUGAGGUGCAGCUACAUAAUUUCUCUCAUGUGUUGGGGGAACCUUUUUCCUUUUUCCCUUUUCUUGUUUGGUGGUCUCUGUUUUUCACAUGAAUUUCUUGUUAUAGAUGCUUCAUAAGUUGCAUCAUUUUUUUAAGUUCUUGAAGAUAAAUUCUCCCGGUUACUUUUGAUCUA
This is a messenger RNA of Sesamum indicum (sesame), 2937 nucleotides long. RefSeq names its product U-box domain-containing protein 44. Gene Ontology annotation, molecular function: ubiquitin-protein transferase activity; protein binding. Gene Ontology annotation, biological process: protein ubiquitination. The record is from RefSeq and is a predicted model, not a curated record. NCBI's taxonomy places the organism in Eukaryota, Viridiplantae, Streptophyta, Magnoliopsida, Lamiales, Pedaliaceae.